AAAGAUGUCAACUUUGGGAAUAAAGUUUGUGCCUUUGUGGUUCUCAAUUCAGCUUUCUCUAAGUUUGUGACAAACAACAAACUGAUGUGGAGUUGUGAUCUUGUUUUUGAUCAAGAUUGUGACUUUUGUGGUGGGAUUAUUCCAAAUAAAUCAGUUUUGUCUUUGUAGGUUCUGUUGGCUGCAAUUAUUGGCACUGAUCUUUAUUAAUUUGAGAACUCUUAUUGGAAACCAUUCUAAGAUAAGAAGUUGCUUCUUUUUCUAUCUCAUUGGUAUCCUCAGUUGGAACUUUUUUUGUUUUGGGAGAAGAAACCAACUGGAUUUUAAACUAAGUUUGUUUUCUUGGAGAUGGAGCUUGGCGUUGUUUGGACCAUACGGCCACUUGUGUGUUAGUUCGAUUGAUUGUUACUUUUUUUUUUGUGUCAGCAUCAUGCUUGAGAGUUGACAGAGAUGGAGAGGCAGAAUCAUCACAAGUUCUGAAAAAGGACAAAACCUUUUUCUGAUGCAACUCACGUUUUCACUUCACAAGCUCCAAAAGAGUUUACUUGGGAAAACAAAAGUUUGACGAAUGCAAAACCAAUUUUGUUAGCAUAAGACCAAAACCCACUCCUUCUUCUGCCUCGUUGCGUGUAUUUGAGUUGCUAUUAUUUUGAGAGAGAAAGAGAGAGAGAGAGAAAAUGUCUACUUGUUUGCUGUGUCUUGUGUUACUGUUCUUCUCUGUUGUUGCAGAAGCAACUUACUCACCAGGAGGUUUCCACCAUCUUUCUUCUCUAAGACAAAAGAAGAAAGCCUCCAAGUCAAAGCCAGAGUUACCUUUUGAGACUCGUUACUUCCCUCAGAAUCUUGACCACUUCAGUUUCACACCUGAGAGCUACAAAGUCUUCCACCAGAAGUACCUCAUCAACAGCCGUUUCUGGCGCAAAGGUGGCCCCAUCUUCGUCUACACUGGAAAUGAAGGAGACAUCGACUGGUUUGCUUCAAACACUGGUUUCAUGUCCGAUAUUGCUCCCAAGUUCCGGGCUCUUCUUGUUUUCAUUGAACACCGGUUCUAUGGAGAAUCAACGCCAAUUCGGAAGAAGUCUCAUAAGUCGGCUGAGACAUUGGGUUACCUCAACUCUCAGCAAGCGUUGGCUGAUUUUGCGAUCCUGAUAAGAAGCUUGAAGCAGAAUCUAUCGUCCGAGGCAUCUCCUGUGGUUGUCUUUGGUGGCUCUUAUGGUGGAAUGCUUGCAGCAUGGUUCAGGCUCAAGUAUCCCCACAUAGCAAUCGGUGCAUUGGCAUCCUCCGCUCCAAUACUUCAUUUUGAUAACAUUGUACCAUUGACGAGCUUCUAUGAUGCCGUUUCUCAGGAUUUCAAGGAUGCGAGUAUGAAUUGUUUCAAAGUCAUCAAGAGAAGCUGGGAAGAGCUAGAUGCAGUCUCAACUAAGAAAAAUGGCUUGCAAGAACUCAGCAAAAAGUUCCGAACUUGCAAAGGCCUUCAAUCUAGAUAUUCAGCCAGCAAUUGGUUAAGUGGAGCAUUUGUUUAUACAGCCAUGGUUAAUUAUCCAACUGCAGCUAAUUUCAUGGCGCCACUGCCUGGUUAUCCCGUGGAGGAGAUGUGUAAGAUCAUCGACGGGUUCCCUCGAGGAUCUAGUAAUCUUGACCGUGCCUUUGCUGCUGCAAGCUUAUACUACAACUAUUCAGGAUCAGAAAAAUGCUUUGAGAUGGAACAACAAACUGAUGAUCAUGGACUCAAUGGUUGGCAAUAUCAGGCGUGCACAGAGAUGGUGAUGCCAAUGAGCUGCUCGAACCAGAGCAUGCUCCCUCCGUACGACAAUGACUAUGAGGCAUUCGAAGAACAGUGCAAGAGUAGAUACGGAGUCAAGCCUCGACCCCAUUGGAUCACAACCGAAUUUGGUGGAAUGAGGAUAGAGACAGUAUUGAAGAGAUUUGGAAGCAACAUCAUAUUCUCCAAUGGAUUGCAGGAUCCUUGGAGCCGUGGAGGAGUUCUGAAGAACAUUUCAAGUAGCAUCGUCGCGCUAGUGACCAAGAAAGGAGCUCACCAUGCAGAUCUCAGGGCUGCUACAAAAGGUGACCCGGAGUGGCUGAAAGAGCAGAGGACACAAGAGGUUGCCAUUAUAGAGAAAUGGAUCAGUGAGUAUUACAGAGAUUUGAGAGGAGAAAAUUAGUAAAUAAAAGAGUGAAGCCAAAGAACAGGUUUAUGGCACGAAAUCAGCAAAUAAAGACAUUUGUGUACUGUGUUUUGUUAUGCUUGUAAUAACAAAGUAAAAGUUACACUUGUGUCAUUGAAAGAUGUGGACAGUUUCAUGUAGUUACGAAAAGAUGGUAAGGCAGUUUCGUUCUUGUCGAAACAUGUAAGGAUAUCUCACAAAUACCGAAAGCUGUGAGACAAUUUCGUAAAUACAGAAAGCUGUGAGACAAUUUCGUAAA
Camelina sativa (false flax) is the source of this 2424-nucleotide messenger RNA. RefSeq lists its product as uncharacterized. Gene Ontology annotation, molecular function: dipeptidyl-peptidase activity; serine-type exopeptidase activity. Gene Ontology annotation, biological process: proteolysis. Lineage: Eukaryota; Viridiplantae; Streptophyta; Magnoliopsida; Brassicales; Brassicaceae. The record is from RefSeq and is a predicted model, not a curated record.